This is a messenger RNA of Trichomycterus rosablanca, 1593 nucleotides long. It is a transcript of the gene slc1a1, whose product is annotated as solute carrier family 1 member 1. Gene Ontology annotation, molecular function: L-cysteine transmembrane transporter activity; L-glutamate transmembrane transporter activity; glutamate:sodium symporter activity. Gene Ontology annotation, cellular component: plasma membrane. NCBI's taxonomy places the organism in Eukaryota, Metazoa, Chordata, Actinopteri, Siluriformes, Trichomycteridae. The record is from RefSeq and is a predicted model, not a curated record. The transcript has 12 exons. Bases 1 to 1593 code for a protein of 530 amino acids. Gene Ontology annotation, biological process: L-glutamate transmembrane transport.
AUGGAUAUGCUGGGCAAAAAGGAAAAGAGAGGGAGGGAUGUGAAAGGCGUUUUGAAGAGGAACUGGGUUCUCAUAGCAACCAUCACCUCUGUGAUCCUGGGAAUCGGCCUGGGAGUGCUAGUAAGAGAAUAUGCUUCACUCUCCCAUCUUAAUAAGCAAUACUUUGGCUUUCCUGGAGAACUUCUCAUGAGAAUGCUUAAGCUGGUUAUCCUGCCGCUAAUCAUCUCCAGCAUGAUAACAGGAGUGGCUGCUCUGGAUUCUGAAGUGUCUGGUCGCAUUGGACUUCGUGCUGUCAUCUAUUACUUUUCCACCACCAUCAUAGCUGUAAUACUUGGUAUAAUCCUGGUAACAACUAUUAAACCUGGAGUUUCUCAGACUGCGGAAAACAUUGACCGUUCAGGAUCCACUCCAAAUGUCACCACUGUUGACACCCUGUUGGAUCUAGUCAGAAAUAUGUUUCCAGAGAAUCUUGUGCAAGCAUGUUUCCAGCAGUACAAGACUCAGCGCAAGGAGAUAGAACUGCCUGUGUCUAACACCAGCACAGAUACUACUACAAAUACUACUACAUUCCCACCUCUUACCACCAUAAUGACAUCUAUUGUACAGAAUCUGACCACAGACUACACUAUAGUGGGAACAUACUCAAAUGGGAUCAAUGUUCUCGGCCUUAUUGUGUUUUGCGUUGCGUUUGGCCUGGUGAUUGGAAAAAUGGGGGAACGGGGACGUAUCCUGCUGGAGUUCUUUGAUGCUCUGAACGAGGCCACUAUGAGACUGGUCCAAAUCAUCAUGUGUUACAUGCCAGUGGGCAUUCUAUUCCUAAUUGCUGCUAAGAUCAUUGAGGUAGAGGACUGGGAUAUCUUUAGGAAAAUGGGCCUGUACAUGGUGACAGUGCUUAGUGGACUUGCCAUCCAUGCCCUUUUUUUCCUACCCCUCAUCUACGUUGCAUUUGUAAGGAAGAAUCCUUUCACAUUUGCUCUAGGAAUGACACAGGCUUUGGUGACAGCUCUUAUGAUCUCUUCAAGUUCUGCAACCUUACCAGUCACCUUCCGCUGUGCAGAGGAAAAUAAUAGAAUCGACAAGCGGAUCACCAGGUUUGUCCUUCCAGUCGGUGCCACCAUUAACAUGGAUGGUACAGCACUUUAUGAGGCAGUGGCAGCCAUAUUUAUUGCCCAGCUGAAUGGUCUUGACCUUGAUGUGGGACAAAUAGUAACUAUUAGCAUCACAGCUACUGUAGCCAGCAUCGGAGCAGCUGGUGUCCCGAAUGCUGGAUUGGUAACCAUGGUGAUAGUGCUGACUGCUGUGGGCCUGCCUGCCAGUGAUGUCACCCUGAUUGUGGCUGUGGAUUGGCUGAUUGAUCGUUUCCGCACUAUGGUCAAUGUGCUGGGAGAUGCCUUCGGUGCCGGAAUAGUCCAGAAGCUCUCAAAGCGAGAACUGGAAAAGGUGCACAAUAUUUCUGAUGUGGAUGUGGCAAAUCCGUUCGCCCUGGAGACCACUCUGGAUGAUGAGGAGUGCGAGAAGAAAUCCUACGUCAAUGGUGGAUUUACUGUGGACAAAAGUGAUGCGAUUUCUUUUACAGAGACCUCACAGUUUUAA